Baudoinia panamericana UAMH 10762 is the source of this 3486-nucleotide messenger RNA. RefSeq lists its product as uncharacterized. The coding region runs from base 201 to 3461 and encodes 1086 amino acids. NCBI's taxonomy places the organism in Eukaryota, Fungi, Ascomycota, Dothideomycetes, Mycosphaerellales, Teratosphaeriaceae. The record is from RefSeq and is a predicted model, not a curated record. The transcript has 3 exons.
GGAUGAACCUGCAAGGCUGUCUGAGGCAGGUGCCUUACAAUGCACGUCGGGCGGAUCAUUUUCCACCACGGCUAUUGAAACCUUUCGCGGAUAUAUAUCCGCCGGCAAUUGAAGCGUAGAUACUCCUCAAGCUCCUAUAAAUACAGUUGCACUGUGUGGUAGUCCAGUGACCCCCUUGUCAUUCAAGACUCACGAUCACAAUGGCUUCAACAGCUACUCUCACAUUGCCGACACGUACUGUCCUGCCAACAGUGGCGGAUGAGGACGCUCCCAAACCUGCAGCCUUCAGCCAUGCACACUACCCGUCCAUAGAAACGUUCUGGACGAUCGAAGGCCUACUCAAGAGUCAUGCAGCAGACUCUGAUCAGAAACCAUUGAUCGGCUAUCCUGCUCACGACGUUGACGACUUCGAAGAGCAUACUGCGGCACAGCUCGAUCGAUACACCGAUGCUGCAGUUGACUACUACCGUCAACAUGGUCUUCAACCAGCUGAUUCUACGCUUGAGAAAGCGCCAGUCAUAGCAAUCCUCUCGCCGACGAGCUUCGAAGUCAUCGUGACCUUCUUCGCACUCAACAGACUAGGCUAUGCCUGCUUAUUCCUUUCUACAAGGCUUACUGCACCAGCCUAUGCUCGGCUCAUGCGAAUGUGCGAAUGCAGCGUCGUCAUCCACCCUCCCUCGUUCGGACGGAUGAUUCCGGAGAUCGGUGGCGAACUGCCUGGCUGCUCAGGUAGUCCGGUGCUCCUACGACGGCAUUGGUAUGAAUGUACGCAGUCGAAGAGUACUGUCGCCGUGUCGGAGACAGACAGGAAGCGACGAGCCAGCCAGGUAGCAUGGAUUCUUCACUCAUCCGGCUCAACAGGGUUCCCGAAGCCGAUCUUCCUCUCCAACUUGCAAUGUCUGGCAAACUUCCGCAAAUCCUUUGGCCUGCGCGCCUUUACCGCCUCUCCACUGUUCCAUUCCGGAGGCCUUAUGGAGUUCGGUCGUGCUUUCUACGCCAAAGCACCAAUGUACCUUGCCAACCAUGCAUUUCCGGUGACAACUACUAACAUUUUACGGGCUGUACAGGCAGCGAAGCCGCAAUUUGUUAUUGCUGUGCCGUACGUAUUGAAGCUGCUGGCUGAGACAGAAGCCGGGGUGCGCGCUCUGGCGGCAACAGAACUCGUGCUCUUCAACGGCUCCGGCUGCCCUGACGACCUUGGCGAUCGACUUGUCGCAGCAGGCGUGAACCUCGUAGCGAACUAUGGCGCAACGGAGACCGGCCAGCUUAUGACCUCCUAUCGCGGCAUGCCGCCAACAGACAACGAGUGGUCGUACCUGCGGCUGUGGUCACCCGUUGCUGAACACACCUUGAUGGAUGAGAUUGCGCCUGGAGUCUUCGAAGCUGUGGGCCUAGAAGGUCUGCCUUCCAAAGGGCCCAGCAACUCGAAGCCGCCAUAUAGCGAUAAGAAUCCGCAGAACAGCUUCCGUACUGCUGACCUGUUCACGCGGCAUCCGUCUUCCACGAAGAACAAUUAUUACAAGUACCUGUCGAGGCUCGACGAUCGGAUCACGCUGGUGAUGGGCGAGAAAGUACUGCCUCUUCCGAUGGAGUCCAGAAUAAGGCAGGAAGACAUUGUGCGUGAGGCUGUGGUGUUCGGUUUCCAGCAAGCAGUACCUGGCGUGCUGAUCUUCCGCUCCACGGAACACGGACUUGCCAUGUCAGACCGAGAGUAUCUGGACGCUGUGUGGCCCGCUGUCGAAGCAGCCAACGCGAAGGCGGAGAGCUUCUCGCACAUCAUGAAGGACCUUGUCAUCAUCCAGGGUUCCGAGGUCGAGUAUGCAAGAACAGACAAGGGCACCUUCAUCCGUGCGCAAGUGUACCAGCAGUUCGAUACCGACAUCAAAGCAGCGUACGCCAGGCUCGAGUCCACGUCGGAGGGGCAGAAGAGGCUCGCACUGGACGUCCCUCAGCUGGAACAAUGGUUACUCGAGCGCUUCCAGCAGGACUUGAGGAUACCGCUAAGUGAUUCCAAGAGCGACAUCUUCGCUGCAGGUGUUGACAGUCUGCAGACAAUGCGGAUCUGGCGCACGAUGAAGCAAAAGCUGGAUCUCGGUGAAGAUGGUGACAAGUUGAGCGCAAACAUCGUGUUUGAGAAGGGUACCGUAGCCGCUCUGGCGCGGUAUUUGUACGCUUUACGAGUUGGAGCAUCGACGGAUGGCGAGGCUGAUGAGGACGAGGUCGAAAUUAUGGAAGAGCUCAUCAAGAAGUAUUCGACUUUUGCGAAUCACCAUCCGACACCUCAUAUUCCACAGCCGGCGAAAGAGGUCGUUCUCGUGACAGGUGCUACAGGGAAUCUAGGUGCAUACCUUGUCGCGAGUCUGCUGAAACAUCCUGGGGUCUCCGAAGUCUGCGCCCUCGUCCGAGCUCCUGGUGAAGGCUAUGUCGCUCAGAAGUCCGCAACAACGCGCGUUCUUGCCGCCCUUCGCGACCGACAGAUAGACGUGCCAGUGGAAGAUCUUGGUAGAUUGCGGAUACUCGCUUCCGACUUCGGUGACAGCAACCUCGGACUGGGUCCGUACACCCUCGAGUAUCUACUCGAGAACGUGACUUGUGUCAUUCACAGCGCCUGGGCCGUCAAUUUCAACCUCGGCGUCCGAUCUUUCGAAGACCAGCAUAUCAGAGGCACGAACAACCUCAUCAACUUCUGCCUGCGCUCGAGGCUACAGCAGCCGGCUCGCUUCUAUUUCUGCAGCUCCGUUUCUACCACUAGUAGCACGCCGAAACCGGCUGUCAUCCCAGAGAGACUGAUUUGUAAUCUUCGACAUGCGCAGAAGACCGGCUACGGUCGGUCUAAGAUGGUCUCGGAACACAUCACUUCAAAUGCUAUGCGCGAAACUGGGAUGGAAGCACGCGUCCUUCGCAUUGGCCAGCUGAGUGGUGGCAGUGACACCGGGAUAUGGAACGACACGGAGGCUAUUGCACUUAUGGUUCGAUCUGCGUUGACCACCGGAGCUCUGCCGGCGCUUGAUGAAAGACCAAGCUGGUUGCCGGUAGACGUCUGCGCUCAAGCCUGUGUGGACAUCGCUCUGCCCGCAGCUCGUGGCCAGGCUGUCACCGCCGACAGGAGGGAUGUCGAGCUUGUGUAUCACGUGCUAAACCCGCAAACAUUCAGCUGGAAGGAUGAUCUGAUACCUUGUUUGCGUGCCGUAUCCGAGAAGGACCCGCAGAAGAAUCCGAGUAUCAAGCUCCUAGACUUUUGGCGUGGCAAGUAUGGGUCUGCGUCGAAAGUGAGAGCGGAUGGUGAGAUGGGCACGACACCGCCAGCUAGUGACGAUGAUGACCAAGGAGCAGCCGGCUUGACCUUCGAGACCACUGAGACGAUCCGCGAUUGUCCUCUCCUGGGUUCCGUGAGGCAGCCAGUCGCUGAAGGUUUGAUCGAGAAAUACGUCAAGAGCUGGAUGAGCCGCUGGGUCACCUGAUUCGUGAUUGUAGGGUUGAUGAAAG